Molecule: messenger RNA, 3081 nt
Organism: Aethina tumida (small hive beetle)
Lineage: Eukaryota; Metazoa; Arthropoda; Insecta; Coleoptera; Nitidulidae
Gene: tgo
Product: aryl hydrocarbon receptor nuclear translocator homolog
Exons: 8
Coding region: 284-2386 (700 amino acids)
Biological process (GO): regulation of transcription by RNA polymerase II
Cellular component (GO): nucleus; aryl hydrocarbon receptor complex; transcription regulator complex
Molecular function (GO): protein dimerization activity; DNA-binding transcription factor activity, RNA polymerase II-specific; RNA polymerase II cis-regulatory region sequence-specific DNA binding
Source: RefSeq, a predicted model, not a curated record
GUAGACCGUCCGUCCGCAGGCUGCAGUCCGCUUUUGAGUACGAUGUAGCGACGUUCCACGGUCGAGCCAGCGCGCGGUACACAAACGUUCGCAACAUUGUGACAUGUGCGUCGCCUCCAAAGUCGAUUCCGAAGUUCCGACGACGAAAAACUUGAGCCGCGUUCCGUUUGUGCAUGUCCCGCGUCCCGAAGUGUCCCGAUUUGUUUUGCGUGCACCCGUCUGUCGACCGUCCCAUGUGUUUGUUUACGAUUGUUAGGGGGACGGUUGCCGUUUAAAGGUGGAUAUGUACGCUUACGCGGGGGGCGGCCCCCCUCAUUAUGCGCCGCCACCGACAUACUUGCAGCCGCAUCCGUCGGCCCCACCACCCAAUGUCCAUCAUGUGCAACUGCCACCACCAACUGCUUCCAUGCCACCUCCAGUCACCCAUUAUCCUAAGAAACGAAGGUCAGAUGAAGACGACCCAAGUGGGAGCAAAUACACCAGGAUGGAGGAUGACAGUAUCCAGGACAAGGAAAGGUUUGCGAGUAGGGAGAAUCAUUGCGAAAUUGAGAGACGUCGACGAAACAAGAUGACGGCUUACAUCACCGAGCUGUCAGAUAUGGUACCAACAUGCAGUGCCCUCGCAAGAAAACCUGACAAGCUCACCAUUCUGCGGAUGGCCGUAGCGCAUAUGAAAGCGCUCAGAGAAGUUGAAUUAUCCUGCGAGAAGGCAGUCAUGGAGCAUAUGGCUUUUGGAGAUCGCCUUAAAUCCCCCCAUGCUAAUGGUACCGGCAACACUAGCACCGAUGGCACUUACAAACCAUCAUUUUUGACAGACCAAGAAUUAAAGCAUCUUAUUUUGGAAGCGGCCGACGGUUUCCUGUUCGUUGUCAGUUGUGACAACGGCAGAGUCAUCUACGUAUCAGAUUCGGUGGCACCGGUCUUAAAUUACUCGCAGAGCGAUUGGUACGGUUCUUGUAUAUACGACAAUAUUCAUCCGGAAGAUGUCGAUAAAGUUAGAGAGCAGUUAUCCACUCAGGAACCACAGAACACCGGUCGCAUUUUAGACUUGAAGACUGGCACCGUCAAGAAGGAAGGGCAUCAAUCUUCAAUGAGGCUGUGUAUGGGAUCAAGGAGAGGUUUUAUUUGUCGGAUGAAAAUAGGGAAUUUAUCCCCUGAUAGUAUGAACGUGGGACACCUGAACAGGCUGAAACAACGGAACAGCCUCGGUCCGGGGCGGGAUGGCCAAAAUUUUGCCGUGGUACAUUGCACUGGCUAUAUUAAAAAUUGGCCACCUACAGACAUGUUUACAGGUGUGCAAAUGGAACGUCAAUCUGAAGAAGAUCUGCAUGCAGCAUCUCAUUGUUGUUUGGUGGCAAUAGGUAGAUUACAAGUUACUUCAACACCUAACACAAGUGACUUAUCAGGGUCCAGCAGUAAUGCCGAAUUUAUUUCGCGGCAUUCUAUGGAUGGGAAGUUUACUUUUGUGGACCAGCGGGUUAUUGGGCUUUUAGGUUACAAUCCUGCCGAAUUACUGGCUAAGAGUUGUUUUGACUUCUUUCAUCCAGAGGAUCAAAGCCAUAUGAAGGACAGUUUUGAACAAGUUUUAAAAUUAAAGGGACAAGUUUUGUCAGUCAUGUAUAGAUUCCGAGCCAAGAACAGAGAGUGGAUUUGGUUGCGAACAAGUGCAUUUUCGUUUUUAAACCCAUAUACGGACGAUGUGGAGUAUAUAGUUUGUACGAACACCGCAGCGAAGUCGUUACACUCGACCGGUGAGGCGGCGACCGAAGGUCCGGAACAAGUGAAUUACCAACAACAACCCGGUUUAGAUUAUAGUCUCCAACGGAGGGAUAUCUCGUAUUCACACAUGAUACCAUCCGCUCACAUACAAAGCGAGUACCUACCCAUGACGUCCACGUCGACGAGUUGCAGCGACCGCGGCGAGGACCCGCGGUAUCCGCGUCUCACCACCCUCGACCCCCAACACACGGGUGGACGGCCGGGCAGCAGCCAAAACGUUUACGGCAGCUACGAACAGGCGGCCGCGGCGGCGGCGGCCACCAGUCCGACACCCGCGGCGGCCCCCUGGACCCUGAGACAGGGCCAGACGGCGGCGGCGCCCGCCCAGUACAGUCAGCCGAACGCACGGUCGCCCGGUCCCACCUACACGCAGCUGAGCGUCGGCUCAAGACCGGGCACCGGUCCACCGCCACCGCCUACGCCUUACACGUGGACUAACUGGCAGGCGCAGGCGCAGACGUCCGAAGGUGGGGCGGGCGGUUCGACGGGCGCAGGAACGACGCCCGCCCAACAGCCGCCUGAACUGACGGACAUGUUGCAGAUGCUCGACCAGAGCGGAACAGCUUCGUUCGAGGACUUGAACAUGUUCAGCACCACGUUCGAGUAGACUGUCUGCCCAGCACCGCAUAUCGUUUUGGUCAUUGAUCAUUCCCAUGAUUCUGCCCCUUCCCUCCCGUCUAUUUUUCUAUUGUAAUAUUAAAAAUGAUGAUGAUACACUCGAACUUGACAAAGUGAUCGUCUUUGUAUUAGACGUUAACUAGAAUUCGAAAGAAAUAACAAUACAAGAGAAAACAAUUCCGCCUUUAUUGUACAGUAUAGAGUAUGGUGUAUGGUGAAGUGAUGCGUGUGAGUUGAGGACUUUGUUGCAGAGCACAACUCUUUCUUAUAAGUUCGUGAACCCACAAAAAACUUAUACUUUGUUUGUAACUGUCGUGGCGUCCAGAAUAUAUAGCUUAAGGUCUAGCAUAUUGCUAUAUUAAUUACUCUUAAUAUGUCAGUAAGUAGUCGGUAUACCCAACAUGUUGUUUUAACAUUUUAUCAUCGAUCUGUAUAGAAAGGAAUUCAUUUUGUUUCUGUAACUGUAAAUGCAACCAACAGUAAUGGAGAAAUGGAAACUAUGAAAUUCAUUAUUUUGUUAAUACAGUCAUAAAUACAUACUAACUAAAUAUCUACACGAUUGCCUUGUGCUUUGCAAUGUGGUACAGAAUAGUGAACUUAACAUUGUGUAAAGUACAACGUUACAUUUUUACUUUCUAUCUUUAUUUAAAAUUAUAUGUAUUCUCAAUACAAUUUUUAUUUCUA